Messenger RNA from Dothidotthia symphoricarpi CBS 119687, 2795 nucleotides. Its product is annotated as exocyst complex component Sec6. The transcript has a single exon. Gene Ontology annotation, biological process: exocytosis; exocyst localization. Bases 106 to 2400 code for a protein of 764 amino acids. Lineage: Eukaryota; Fungi; Ascomycota; Dothideomycetes; Pleosporales; Dothidotthiaceae. Gene Ontology annotation, cellular component: exocyst. The record is from RefSeq and is a predicted model, not a curated record. Gene Ontology annotation, molecular function: SNARE binding.
ACACAGACACGUACACGAACACCAAUACCAACACGUCGAGGGAGUCGAGUUGCAUCCACCCCACCAUGAACCCAUGACCCCCGGAUCGCCUUCCACUGCAGAACCAUGGGCGAUGUCGAGUCGGCGACAGCCAAGCUCGCGGAGCUGCUGCGGCACCCGGAGGACCUCGACAAGAUCCCCGCCCUCAAGGCCGAGUUCACGCGCAAAAAGGCCGCCGUCGACGGGCAGCUGCGCCACGGGCUGAAGGAGCAGCUGGAACUGACGCAGGCGGGCAUGACGAGCAUCACCGACGGCCAGCGCACCGUCAAUCUGAUCAAGGACGAGAUGAUGAAGAUCGACAAGCUGUGCGCAGAGGCCCAGAACAUGAUCCAGGACUUCCCCCACAUCAACCUCGUCGCCCAGACGCACAAGAACUUCGAGUCGGUCGAGAAGAUGCGCUAUGACAUCCAGUCUUUUGAGGACCGUCUGGAGAAGCUCGAGUUCCUCCUCGCACGCGACGACGAGGACCCGGCUAACCAGCCCAACCUGCUGCAUAUUCACCAUGGUCUUACUCAGUUGCGGGAUAUUCGCGACGAGGCUAUGCGCCAGAUCAAGACGACCGCCGAUGCCUCCACCGAGCUCAUCGACAACUUGACCCUUGAGAAUGGCGUCACAGUCCAGGACCUGUUUGUGCGCCUGGACGACGUUGUGGAGUGGUUCGACAAGCACAUUGGCGAGGCGUGCAUAAACUUGAUCGAGCUGGUCCAGUCGGGCAACGAGGGGCUAGUCGUCAGGCUGGCAAUCAUCGUCGAGGAGGAGGAGAAGACGGACAAGAAAGUCCAGGCCCUACAAGACGCCCAACGCGAGUACAAAGACCUCGCCUCGCGCUUCCAGUCCAUUUCUGCCGGACCCAAGGAACGGCGCGGCUACAAGGACAAGUUCAUCCAGGCAAUUGAAUACGUCUGCGCAGCGAACAUGGAUGAGGCGAGGGAGAAGUUUGACGAGGACCCGGAGAAGAUCGAAAAGUACUUCAAGUGGUUCUUCAACAACCUCAACACUGUCAAGCUGGGCAUGGUUGGUCUGAUGCCUAAGAAGUGGAAGAUCUUCCAGACGUACACCAACAUCUAUCACCGGCAGAUGCACGACUUCCUCAUGAAGCUGGCCGAAGACGAAGCUCUGGGGCCGCAGUACCUCCUCGCCGUCAUCAACUGGGUGGACAAAUACUACCUGAAGAUGAAGAAACUGGGCUUUCCAGAAGAAGAGCUGGAGCCCCAUGUCAUCGACAACCGCGGUCCUGAACUGAUCCGCACCUACCGCCAGGUCAUCAUCAACGCCGUCGACCAGUACAUGGAGCGCAUCAACUCGCAAGACAGGAAAGCCUUCCAAGACCAAGACAAGAACGCUUAUGAGAUUAAUCCAGACGGCAUCUUCCAGACGAAGUCACUCGGCGACGUAUGGACAAUGCUAAGUCAGAACCUCUCCGUAGCAGCCAGCAGCGAGCGCGCCGACGUAGCCGAGGGCGUAGUAGACGCCAUGUUCCGCGCCCUGAUAUCCCGUCAACGCGGGUGGACGCAGCUCAUCGACGACGAAAAGGCCAGAUACACAGGCCCCAACCCGACGCAAUCCGAAGACGGCGUAGCCGUCUUCCAAGAAUGGCUCAUCGCCAUCGCAAACGACCAGAUAAUCUGCAUCGACGACGAAGACUUCCACGGACGCGCCUCCUUCGUCGCCGUCUUCGCCCGCGAAGUCGAACCCCUCGUCUCCCCCGCCUACCUCGCCGACCGCUACAAAUCCCAGACCGAGGAGCUGCAAAACGGAUACAUCGACAUCUCGUCGCACUGCAUUAAAGUCUUCUGCGAGCUCAUCUUCAUCGUGGACUUCAAAACCAUCCUGCCCGUUUUCUUCACGCCCGAUUGGUACAAGCGCACGGAUAUGGCGAGUAUUAUAACGACUUUCAAAGACUACCUCGGCGACUUUGAGGACCAGAUUCAUCGCACUCUCCGCGAUAUCCUCAUCGACUCCCUCGCUGACGAACUCCUCGUCCAGUACCUCUCCGCUGUGCGCAAUAAAUCGGCUAAGUUCAGGCGCGCGGAUCCGUUUGAUGGCAAGCUGCGCGACGAUCUUAUCCCUGUUUUUGAGUUCUUCAAGGCGUAUGGGGACCAGGGGCGUGAUAUCGUGCAGCGAUGGCGCGUGGUGGAGUCGUUCCUCAAUCUUAUUCAGAUGGAGAAGGCGCAGGUGCCGUUUGUGUAUGAGGAGUUUAAGGAGGCGUAUCGUGAUUUGCAUAUUGGGUGGGUGGAGGCCGUACUGAGGUCUAGGGAUGAUUUUGAGAGGAGCAUGUUGAAUGCGGUUAAGGCGAAGGCGGCGCUGAGUGCGGGUGAGGGGGGGAUGGAGGCAGGGACUAUUAUGGGGAGGGUGAAGUAGGGUGUGUUUCUGGGUAAAGCUUGGUGUUUGGGCGUUGUGAAUGGGGUAGAUUUGGGAAGAUUUUGUGGCUUGUGACUAAGGAGGAGCAGGGCCCUCUUGUUAGCUGAUUAUGUGUGUAGAGCGUUGGGUUACUGCAAUGCCAAAUCAGUUCACCAACCAAACCCUCUCAUCUUCGCGAUACAUAUUGCCCGCCGCAAGAUCUACGUCAGUAAGUAGACGGGACGAAUAUCAACAAACGUACACGCGAUUAAGCCUGCUAAACACCAAGACAUGCUUUACUUUAGAGUGCUAGCGCAGCGAAGUAUCGACUUAUUCUCCAUCACUCAAAGAUCAAUACACAAACAUCACUGAGCUAAUUCACCAACAGAAUAGAAUAAAAACACCGAAUAUCUUCA